UUUCUCUCUGUCACGCCUCCUUCUUCUUCUGAGAAUCCGAUUCUAUCUCGACGAAAAAACCCUUGGUCCAACUCUAUAUUCCUCAGCGAGAAGAAAAUCUGUAAUUCCGAGUUUGGUGUCCACCAUCUCUGCUUCUCUCUAUCUCCUCGCUGGGUACGGUACGAGCUUCUCAGAUCUGGUAAUAUCACAUUUCCCAUCACUUGCAUUCUUGGCUGAGUUUUGGGGUAAACACAUAGAUCAGGUUUUCUCAGUCUCAAUGUGGUCGAGCUUCAGUAGGAUUCGCCACUAAUCAUUUCAAAGUGAUGCUCAUCUUCUCUACCCUGUCUAUGGCUCUUACUGUGAUUCUUCAAAAGCUUAGUGUCUUUGGUCCUGGUUUGAAUCCCUCCUUCCCUUACUGCAUCGCCAAUCACUCGGUUGCCUCCCGUUAAUUUAGUUGCUCCCUUUCAACUGAGUUACAUUAGUCUGCCUUCCUUCAGUAUCUAUUCUGGAUAUUGUCGCAAACCCUUAGCCACUGCUUUUGAUAUUCUUGGUUGAGAUUUACACCAAAAAAUCAUGUAAAUCUGUGUCCUCUCAUAGAGUAAGUUAUCCUGCUGACUGAGUUCUUGAGGAAGUCUGCUUUGGUUAUUUCCUAUCCGAGUCUCAUAGUCCUACACAAGCACGCAUCCUACUUUCAAAGCUUGUUCUACCUGAACUUGAAGCUCAGACCCAAAAUGCUCCAAGAACAGCCGGUUGCAUUCUCGCUCAGGCGUAACUCUCUUAGACGCAGAUCCCCAAGAUCAAAUGUCGAUGACAGAGGCUGGACUCCGCUGCACAUAAAAGCCAGGAAAGGCGAUCUGAAAUCAGUGAAACAGCUUCUGGACCAAGGGUUUGACGUGAACGCUCUAGCAUGGGGACCAAAAUCAAAAGGAGUGAGCCCUCUUCACCUUGCAGCCGAGGGAGGCCACAUAGAAGUCAUGGAUUUGCUCCUCGAACGUGGUGCCAACAUCGAUGCUAGAACCUGGGGCUCCUGCGGGUGGACACCUCUCCACGCUGCAGCCAAAGAGCGCAAGAGAGAAGCCGUCAAGUUUCUUGUGGAGAAUGGUGCGUUUCUUCCGGAUGACAUAAGUGAUACCAGAUUUAAUCCGCCUUUGCAUUACUGUCACGGACUUGAAUGGGCGUACGAGGAGAUGAAGAAGCUUAACAGCGAGUCGUCUUCUUCAUCUGGUGGAGACACAUCUUGCAGUUCUGAGAACUGAUCUUGAAGUUGCUCUGUUUUUUUUCAAGUUUAAUUUGAGAAACUGUCAGAAUUCGGAAUAUUAUGAUUUGUCAGAACUCAAAUUGUUAUGUGUUUGAUCUUAUAUUAGUUCGAUAUGUGAAACUGCUGGUACGCCAUACAUAAAUCUUUUGUAAUAUGAUGAACAUUUCCAA
This is a messenger RNA of Eutrema salsugineum, 1407 nucleotides long. Its product is annotated as phytochrome-interacting ankyrin-repeat protein 2. The record is from RefSeq and is a predicted model, not a curated record. Gene Ontology annotation, molecular function: protein binding. The coding region runs from base 711 to 1235 and encodes 174 amino acids. NCBI's taxonomy places the organism in Eukaryota, Viridiplantae, Streptophyta, Magnoliopsida, Brassicales, Brassicaceae. The transcript has 2 exons.